AUGGUUCAUGAUCUUUUUGAGAACACAUGCUUGAUUCUAGAAAAUGUCCGAGUUUUUUUGCCACCUCGUCUUGCUGGAUAUCCCUUGGGAAAAGCAGUGGGUAGGCUAAAGGAUGUGCGGCACCUUGGCGGAAAGCGUGAGGGAAAUGGACUGUACAGCCCCUAUCUAGCUGCUCCGACACCACUAAUCAGCCUGGAAAAGCACUGCGGGUGCAAGUCCCGGGGAGGAGGGAGCUGUGUAUUCGACACGUUUGCAAUUCAAUCCCGACCCUGGAAAGGCAGUUUGCAAAACCGCUGGGCUCCGAGGGGCAGGGCUGAAGCUGCGGCGGCCUCUCUGCGGCUCGGCCCCUCCGGGAGAGCCACGACGUCCUCUGCCUGCGAGAAGGGGCGAGGGGAAGUCAACAGAUGUGGGCCGUACAGAAAUCCGUGGAACAAGUGCUUUAAACCCAGGGGGAUUUCUCCUAAUAGCGAAAUCAGAGGGAGACAGAUUUCGGGAAAGAGAAUACCCCGAUAUAAGUUUCUGGAGUGGGAAUUCACAUUUCAUCCCCAUUUCUAUUUUAUAAAUACGCGGCCACGUGCGCCCGGGGGGCGUUCCGCUGGAACCGCGUUUCUGCUCCAGCGGCGGGGCAGUCCCCGCAAUCCGGCUCCUCCGAGCGCCGGGAGCUGGACUCCUCCCGCAGCGGGGAGUCUCGGCCGGCUCCGCGGGGGCGGAGGGCGCACGGCUUCCUCCAGACCCUCCCCCGAAGACCCCAGGCCUCCCUCGGCGCCAGGCCCUGCUGGCGGCUCCGUGGUCGUGGCUGGGGCCGCCUGCGCCAGCCCUUCGCCCGGCAGCUGCCCCAGGGACCCCGCCGAACCACUGCGGGCUUCCCCCCACGGCUUUUACCGGCCGCAGCCCCAGGCGCACGGAGAGGGGGAGGGCAGGAGGCGGCGGAGCCGGGGCCGCGCCACAGGAGAGCCCGGGAAGAUGGACGCCCCAGUGGAGGACCCGGAGGGGGAAGCCGGGUGGGUUCCGUGGCCCCACCGAGAAAUCGCUUUGAAGUGCGGGAGCCCCCGGGGGCCCAGCAGGCAACCGCGCCGCCCCGUUCGGCCGCGGGGAGCCGCUCCGGGAGCGGCGGAGCCGGGCCAUAGUGGCAGGGAAAAGCUUGUGGCGCCGGGCAAGAUGGCGGCCCGAGGCGCGCUGUCCCCCGGGCCCGCCGCGCAGGGGCCGCCCCGCCGCAGAGCAGGCCCAGAGCCCGGCUGGGCUCCUGCGCCUCGGCACUGCGCUACUCACUUUAUAUAUAUAUAUACACAUAUAUAUAUUUAAU
This is a messenger RNA of Pogoniulus pusillus (Red-fronted tinkerbird), 1303 nucleotides long. RefSeq lists its product as uncharacterized. NCBI's taxonomy places the organism in Eukaryota, Metazoa, Chordata, Aves, Piciformes, Lybiidae. The coding region runs from base 1 to 1302 and encodes 433 amino acids. The transcript has 3 exons. The record is from RefSeq and is a predicted model, not a curated record.